AUGCACAGUAAUUCAGAACUAAACAAUCGAUCCAAACAAUUCGGCCUCUUAUCUCCCCCACCAACACCAACACGCACACCGUCUGAACCCGGAACACCAAGCAAAGACAAGGAUCACACAUCGUCACUCCUGCCUGCUCCUCAUCACACACCAAAAACCAAAAAACGUGCAUCGCUCCAGCUAUGGAUGUUAUUCGUCGCAGUUUCAACUAUAUCGCUGAUGCUAAUUGUUUGGAUGUGGGCAACAUUAGGCGAUGAUGUGAUUGUGCAUGGUGGCAAUCCGAAGCUUGAUGGGUUGGUUUAUUGUGAUGCUGUUAAUGAUGGGAGGUGGACGAGUAGUAGGAAUGGGGUUAUACCUGUUGGAACGAGGCUGUUUGUAGGUGCUGAGCAGUUUAUUCCCAGUAGCGAGAGAGUGUUUACAAAGGAUAUGACGCCUUUUGAACGUGUAAAAGCUUCAGACCUUCCUGAACGGUACUUCCCAGGUGGCGGACACAUAGACACACGAUUCGGCGUAGAGCCUCACAAACCAACCGACUACUCAAACUCGUCAGACCCACAAGAAGCCCCAGAAUCAGUAAAGCAAGCACAAGUCAAAAAAUACCAAAUAAAAAUUGGCAAAACAGUGGUAUCCGAUGAACCAGCUGACAUCGUGUCCGCUCGUGUUCAGCAAAUGAAGGGACUACUAGCGGCAUGGGCAGCAUUCGCAGAUUCAGAGAGGCUGAUCUAUUGGAUUGCGCAUGGUGCGCUUAUCGGCUGGGCAUGGGGCGGAUCGAUAAUGCCGUUUGAUGAUGAUUUAGAUGUACAGAUUACGGAACGGGGGCUGGCUUACUUGUUUAUGUAUAAGAAUGGGAGUUAUACAGGGGAGGGGAAUCGGUAUCUUUUAGAUAUCAAUGCAAACUGGCAAACGAGGUCAUAUCAGCGACAAAACAUCAUAGAUGCUCGGUUCAUCGAUACACAUACAGGUCGAUUUAUAGAUAUAACAGCCUUGUCAUGGACGGCUUCAGCGCAACCGGGUAAAGCACCAGAUCGUUGGUCUAGAAUUCAGUGCAAGUCGCCACAUAAAUACAGCUUGGAGCAAAUCUUUCCUCUGAUACGGACUGAAUACGAAGGUAUACCUGUUUGGAGGCCUAAUUUGUGGAGGAGUGUACUGUCUCAAGAAUAUGGGCAACGAAUCUACACACUCCCACACUACCGAAACUAUGUAUAUUCAUAUUCCAAGGGACGUUUUGAUUUAGCAACAUGUGAACAACUUGAAGCUCGAUGGAUAAACCCAUAUACGAAGAAAAUCAGCUUUCGUACACAGAAAGCUACUUUAGAGUACACCAAAAAUGGAGAGUGUACAUUUAGUUUAAGUCUUCUUCGGUCACAGACGUGGGAUACGUUCGUGUAUCAUGCUAAAAAGGGUGUUGGGAAGGAGGAGAUGAUUGUUGUGAAGGAGGCACCUGGUGGACCUGUUACGACAUCUGAUGCAUAG
Messenger RNA from Synchytrium microbalum, 1473 nucleotides. RefSeq lists its product as uncharacterized. Bases 1 to 1473 code for a protein of 490 amino acids. The transcript has 4 exons. Lineage: Eukaryota; Fungi; Chytridiomycota; Chytridiomycetes; Synchytriales; Synchytriaceae. The record is from RefSeq and is a predicted model, not a curated record.